Molecule: messenger RNA, 5256 nt
Organism: Chelonia mydas (Green sea turtle)
Lineage: Eukaryota; Metazoa; Chordata; Testudines; Cheloniidae
Gene: RBMS1
Product: RNA binding motif single stranded interacting protein 1
Exons: 14
Coding region: 334-1545 (403 amino acids)
Cellular component (GO): nucleus; cytosol; ribonucleoprotein complex
Molecular function (GO): poly(A) binding; poly(U) RNA binding; mRNA 3'-UTR binding
Source: RefSeq, a predicted model, not a curated record
CCUGGCACCGAGCGCUGCCGCGGCUGCAGUUCACACUUGCAUUGAUCGCUUCCCAGCGCGCGGGGCCGUCGGAACCGGGCUGGCGCUGCUGCCGGGCUGUGGCUGGGCAGGGACUUGAGGAAACUUGUGGGGGGAGGAGAGCGCGAGCCGGAGUGAGGGGGGGGGGGCGCGCUGCGGUCUCUCCCUGCUGCUGCUGGGAGGAGGAAGGUUUGGGCUCCGCUGAGGAGGAGGAGAAGCAGCCGCCGCCGCCAGAAAGGAAGAGGCAGGAGAGAGGCAUUUGGAGCCCCCUAAAGUGCCCCCCGCCCCUGCACGGCAGGCGACAUUUCCAGCUUCAUGGGCAAAGUGUGGAAACAGCAGAUGUACCCCCAGUACACCACCUACUACUACCCGCAGUAUCUGCAGGCUAAGCCGUCCAUUGUACCAUCCCACCCAAUGGCUCCUCCUAGCCCCAGCACCACCAGCAGUAAUAACAACAGCAGUAGCAGCAGCAACUCAGGUUGGGAUCAAUUAAGUAAAACAAACCUUUACAUCCGAGGACUGCCUCCAAACACCACUGACCAGGACCUGGUAAAACUAUGCCAACCAUAUGGGAAAAUUGUAUCCACAAAGGCUAUUUUGGAUAAGACAACAAACAAAUGCAAAGGUUACGGUUUUGUAGAUUUCGACAGCCCAGCAGCUGCUCAGAAGGCUGUUUCUGCUCUGAAGGCUAGCGGAGUCCAAGCACAGAUGGCAAAGCAACAAGAACAAGAUCCAACUAACUUAUAUAUUUCCAAUUUGCCGCUGUCAAUGGACGAGCAAGAGCUUGAGAAUAUGCUCAAGCCAUUCGGGCAAGUUAUCUCUACAAGGAUACUUCGUGAUUCCAGUGGCACAAGUCGUGGUGUUGGCUUUGCAAGGAUGGAAUCAACAGAAAAAUGUGAAGCAGUGAUUGCUCAUUUUAAUGGAAAAUUCAUUAAGACACCACCGGGAGUUUCUGCUCCUGCAGAACCUUUGUUGUGCAAAUUUGCCGAUGGAGGACAGAAAAAGAGACAGAAUCAGAACAAGUAUAUACAGAACGGGAGAGCGUGGCAUAGAGAAGGCGAGGCUGGAAUGACGCUUACUUAUGAUCCAACUACAGCUGCUUUACAAAAUGGAUUUUAUCCUUCACCAUACAGUAUUGCAACAAACAGGAUGAUCACUCAAACAUCUAUUACGCCAUAUAUUGCUUCUCCAGUUUCUACGUACCAGGUUCAGAGUCCUUCUUGGAUGCAACCUCAACCAUAUAUUAUGCAGCACCCUGGUGCUGUAUUGACUCCCUCCAUGGACCACACCAUGUCACUACAGCCUGCAUCAAUGAUAAACCCUCUGACACAACAGAUGAGUCACCUUUCAUUAGGCAGUACUGGAACGUACAUGCCAGCCACAACAGCUAUGCAAGGAGCCUACAUACCCCAGUAUACACAUGUUCAGACAGCAGCUGUUCCUGUUGAGGAAGCUAGCGGCCAACAGCAGGUUACAGUAGAGACAUCCAGUGACCAUUCUCCAUAUACGUAUCAGCAAAACAAAUAACUGAGGUCAAGUAUGUUCUGUGGUAAUGGUAACACUGUUCUCAUCCCAAGUAUUCGGAUAAGAAUUUCUUCUAUACUCAGGAAGUCUAAAAAUUGUCAUAUAAACAAAUUCAUUAGCUGAGCACAUUUUAUCUGAUGCCAUGUUCCAUAUAAUAGUGAACGUGUCUGCGUGUUUGUUACUUUACAUUGGCCAAACACUGGCCCCUACAGGAAUCACAAGUAAACAGGCCUUGCUCAUCCCCAUUCUUCCUUUUGAGGUUGAGGGGCCUAAAUCCUAAACUUCGCGAUUACCCAGGCACAUCCUGUGGACUGUCACUGCACCAUGGCCCCUGCAUGCCCAAUUCAGGGCAUCUUGCUUGUGGGUCAGUAUAGUUCAGAUGCAUGGCCUUGUCCUAAGCCUUCUCUGUGGGCAUGUGAAGAUUGCUGCUGCCAAGCAGUGAUCCAGGGCACACAGGGAAGCAAAGUUCUGCUCUUCAUAUCCUGUCCCUAGCACAAGAUCAGUAUUAUCUCCACUUAUUUGGGGCUUUGCAUGUUCACAGAGCAGAAGGGACAACAUUUGGCCCCUUGAAGAGAUGGUAAAACUGCUACCCAGUUUCUCUGAGGCAUAUUAUAACCACCACCACUGGAAACAUUGAGCACUCCCCUUAAAAGUCAAUAUUGCAUGAAUGUAAUGUCUUAAGAAGCAUUGUUCUUAGUGUUUACAUGCACUAUGAGUCAGUAUGGUCCCUAUAAAUAAUGAAUAGCAGAGUGGCAAACAGUGUUAAUAUUACUAAACUGAAUCUGCAAAAUAAUGUUCCUCCCCAUGAAUGCACCAACAGUAGAUGCCAUUAAAAACACACACACACACACACACACACACACAAACCCUCAGUUUGAGUGCAGGGUCACAGUCCCUAAGCUCUCAGCAAGCAGAACUCCCAGUGGGGAAUCAGUGGGAUUUUGUAUGAGAAAAAAACUAUAGGAUAAGGCUGUAAUUAGGCAAAGGGACUAUUUGCGCAGGUGCUGAGAACCCUCAACUCCCAGGGCACUUGGCACCUUCCUGAUCAGUUGUCAAGUAUGUACAUGGGCUCACUUGGUCCUCUCAAAACUACGUCUGAGGUAAGAAACAAUUUCACAGAUGUCUACAAUAGAAGACAAUGCAAAAGUAAUUCUGCCCUAGCUCUGACUUCUUUAUGUUACAGAUGUCCAGUGUUGACCUUGCCUGGAGAAGGGUGCAAAGGCUGAAACAAUCAUGGAUUUUACUGAUCAAUUGUGCUUUAGGAAUUAUUGACAGUUUUGCACAGGUUCUUGAAAACAUUAUUUAUAAUGAAAUCAACUAAAACUAUUUUUGCUAUAAGUUCUAUAAGGUGCAUAAAAAAUCCUUAAAUUCAUCUAGUAGCUGUUCCUGUGAACAGGUUUAUUUUAGUAAGAAAAUUUUUAUCAAGUAUUAUGAUGCAAUUUUUUUUUUUUUUUUUUUCAAAUUUCUGGGUAUGCACAGAUGACCACGAAGACUUAUUCACGUGCAUGGCAGAAUUUGUAUUUUGGUUUGUUUUUGGUUUGUUUUUUGUUUUUGUUUUGUUUUUUUCUUUUGUUUUGUUUUUUAUUGUAUGAAAUGGGUUUUCUGAAGUUUAAAAUAGUAAAACAUCUAAAAUGAUGAUCUGUGCUUGCAGUGUGUGAGUGUUGCUACAGUGCAGUGUUGCAGUUAGUGUCUGUUCUCUUAGCUUUCUGUUUUUCUUUUAACGUAGUGUGAAGUGUCUUAUCCUUUUCUAUAAAUUCCAAUUUGCCUUAAAUCUUUCAUGCUGUAGCUGUUUCAGUAAGUAGUCCAAACUAAUGGUGUAGAAUGCUUUGACCAAAUGAGCUGGUCUAUUAUGCCUUGUAAAACAGCAGCAUAGGGCUUUUAAAAGGUAGUCAAUAAAAAUUGCUGAAAAUUUGGCUUUUUUUAAUGUGUAGUAGGUGUUUUUAAUGAUUUUUCACAUAAUGUGUAAGGUAGUGAAAUGCAAGAGGGGAAAAAUGUUUUGUGUGAAACACAUUUUCUGACUGGGGGAAUUUUAAUAGGAUAAAUUGUUUGUAAGGCCAUAUGCCAAUAGUUUCCUCUGAUAGUUUGAAUGAUUUAGGAACUCUGCUGUAAGAUGCAAUGUAAAAUCUUUUUUUGCCUUUUUUCAGAAACUAACUUGAUGUUCUAGUUUUAGUGUAGGUAGAGUGGGGAGUCUGGGGUGGGAAUAUCACAGAACGUUUUUGUCCUUCCUUUAUACUAAUGAUAGUGCUUUAGAAUGAUGAUUGUGCUGAGACCUAGCAAACAGAAAAUUUGCUAUUACAGCAAAAUGGCAAAAGCUAAGGACUUGUUUGCAAACAUAAGCUGAGAUGUAAGUAGACGCAUAAUUGAUUGGGUACUAGCUCUCUAUAGGAGGUAAAUAAAAAUAAAAAGACUUGGCACUUUUAAAGGUAACUUUACCAAAGAACAAAGAGCCAGUAACCAAUAAUUCUGAUUUGUCUCAGCAUUACGUCUUCUGUACUCUUUAUUUUUGCCGGACCAGUUUGCGGUUAGGAGAAUGUGCCUUUUUUUGUACAUUUGCCUUUAGGUUUUAUAAUUUUAAUUGAAGUAUGGACACAAAAAGCAUGAAGGAAGACUUGGAUCCAAGCAGUGCCACGCUUUACAUCAUCACUACAAGUGUUAAGUGUAAAGAAAACCAGUUUUGAAACUAUGAAAUUCCUGAUUAAUAAAUACACAGUUAUUUGUAUUUUUACGUAUUAGAUAAUUCACUGCUAUUAAAGCUCUUUUAUUACAAUGGCAUAUGUUUUAAAUCAAAUGAUAAAUUAAGUUGUCUUCCAAAACUGUGUACUUGUCUGGUCAGCUGUAUAUGAUCAGUUAUCUACCUCAAAGUUUAUUUCUUUUUGUAUUGGGACAGGUUGCUGGCCCUCCCUGUUUCCACAGACCAAAUCAUCCUAGCUCAGGAGCUAGGGCUAAGCAGUUACUUCAUUCAAGUAUUUUUAGUUGUUAAAUUGUGUGAGUAUUGGAGUAUAGAUGUCGGUGACAUUUCAUAGUUUCAAAAAUAAAUUGCUGCUCUGAGAAGUGUAGAUUCUAGUGAGUUACAUAGUCAUAAGAGAUGUUUGUUUUUUCUUUUUAAAAAAAAAAAGUUGUGGUAUUAUUGGUUCUAUGCUCCCUGGAAUAUUACUGCUUUGUAAAAGUCCAGACUUCCUGCAGCACCUUCCCUGUAUCUGGUAUAUUGCCAUUCUUGGAUCUCUCACUACUUGAUAUUUUUUGCAUUCGUUAAAAUUGCAAUAUAAUAGCUGUAUUAGAGGGAGGGAAGAGCUGCUGCUAGAAAUGUCUGAACUAAGUGCCAUACUCAUUGUCCGGGUAAGAUUUGGGAAAUUUAACCUCUGUACAUAAAGAAAUAAUCAGUUACUUAAACAUCACGUAGUAGACAGCCAUUAAAUUAUAAAAAAAAAAAUUAAUUUAUGAAGAAAGACCUUUUGUACAGAUUGAAAAAAAAAGAUUUUCAUAGAGAUAUCUAUAUGAUCAAGAGAGUUAAUUUUUUAUUUUUGUUUUUCUAGUGCCACAAACUUGCCAGUGGUAACUUAUUUGUCCGGUUCAAGAUAACUCUGUAGUUUUGUUUCCUAGGACUUGUUAAACGCCAAAAGACAUUUUUGAACUGUACAUUUGAUUAGAUUGUUAGCUUUUUCUGUUUUAUUUCUUUUGAAAACUUUUGAAUAAAAAAGAUUGAAAAAAUGAAAA